AUGGACAUGAAGACUGCUACUCAUCUCCUGGGGCUCCUGCUGCUCUGCCUCCCAGGUGCCAGAUGUGACAUCCAGAUGUCCCAGUCUCCUUCUGCCCUGUCCGCUUCUCCAGGAGACACAAUCACCAUCUCCUGUAAAGCCAGUCAGGGUAUUAGCAGGGUAUUAAACUGGUAUCAGCAGAAACCAGGGAAUGCCCCAAAGCUCCUGAUCUAUUACACUUCAAAUUUGGCCUCUGGGGUCCCAUCCAGAUUCAGUGGAAGUGGAUAUGAGACAGAUUAUACUCUCACCAUCAGCAGCCUUCAGCCUGAAGAUUUUGCCACUUAUUACUGUCAACAGUGUAUUAAUUACCCUCCCACAGUGAUACAAGCCAUUAUCAAAACCUCCCAGGAAAGCAGAAGCUCCACUGGAGACAUUGUACUGACUCAAAUUCCUGCAUCUCUGGCCCUGUCUCUUCAAGACAUGGCUACCAUCACCCGCAGAGCCAGGGAGAAUGCUGAUAAUAAAAUUUGGAGAGUUUCAUAUAUUGGUACCAACAGAAACAAGGACAGUCCAAAACUUCUGACCUAUACAGGAUCCAACAGGGAAAGUGGGUACCAAAACCAGUUGAGUGGCAGUGGGUCUGAGACAGAUUUCAAUUUCACCAUAAAUCCAGGGAGGCUGAAGCUGCUGCAAAUUGCUAUGAUAAACAAAGCUCUUGCAAAGAAAAUAGUUCUGAAUUUUAAGAAAUACUUUCAGUGUGAUUGA
This is a messenger RNA of Dipodomys ordii (Ord's kangaroo rat), 744 nucleotides long. RefSeq lists its product as uncharacterized. Lineage: Eukaryota; Metazoa; Chordata; Mammalia; Rodentia; Heteromyidae. The transcript has 4 exons. Gene Ontology annotation, biological process: immune response; immunoglobulin production. The record is from RefSeq and is a predicted model, not a curated record. The coding region runs from base 1 to 744 and encodes 247 amino acids.